Molecule: messenger RNA, 2081 nt
Organism: Dermatophagoides pteronyssinus (European house dust mite)
Lineage: Eukaryota; Metazoa; Arthropoda; Arachnida; Sarcoptiformes; Pyroglyphidae
Gene: dup
Product: chromatin licensing and DNA replication factor double parked
Biological process (GO): DNA replication checkpoint signaling; regulation of DNA-templated DNA replication initiation; mitotic cell cycle
Cellular component (GO): nucleus
Molecular function (GO): DNA binding; DNA polymerase binding
Source: RefSeq, a predicted model, not a curated record
UUUUUCAAAGCUCUUUAAUCAUUAUUUGCACGUUUUUUUGCUUCAAUCUUGGUUUUGUUUUUUAUUUUGUUUCAUUUUUGGUUUCAUCAUCAUCAUUAACAUGGCUACUAAUUCUGUGGAGACUAAUCAACGUAAUAUUACAGAAUUUUUCCCAACAAUUUCCAAUUCAUCGAAACAACGAAAAAGUGUUAAAUCAUCGUCGAUCAACCAGGAAAAAUCGAAUAAUGUUCAGGAAAUUAUUUCGCUAAAAAAACCAACUCCAAAACGUCGAGCUGCUGCUGCUUCGAAUGUAACGACCAAAAGUGUACCAGCAUCGAAAAAACUCAAAUCUUCAACAACGAAAAAUGUGUCCACUAAAACUGAAACAAAAAUGGUGCGUCGUGGACGUUGUCCUAUUGAUUAUGGUCCGGCUGCUGCCAUCCGGAAACUUGAUUUCAAGGAUUGUAUCGAAUCAAAUUCAAGUGAUCAAAAUAACAAUGACAAUUCAUCAUCGGAAUCCUUUGGUGACUUUCUUAAAUCCAAAGGUUUGCAAUCGAUUACGAAAUGCGAAUCAUCAUCAAAAGAUGAAAAACCAUUGAUGAAAGCUGACGAUAUCAAACAACGACUACAAUCAUGUAAUAAUCUUUCCAAACUUAAAGAGCAGUUAGUCAAUAUUAAUAAUUGUUCGGAAAAGAUACGAAAAUUUAAAGAAAUGAAAAUUAAAUAUCAACAAAAUCUUAGCAAUGCUAGUAGCCCUAAUGCUAAAUCACCAAUCAAAUCAAGUCCACGAAAAACUUUUGGAUCUCCAAUGAAACCAAUCAUUGCCACAACAUCAUCAUCUCAAAUGAUAAAACCACGAAAUCUUUUCCAGUCACCAUUGAAAACACCGACUAAAAAUUCCGCCUCGGUCGACGAAACCGAUUUAGAACUGCCAUUACCCAUUGCAUUCAAACGUUUAGUGGAUAUGUUCAAAAUUAUCGAUUAUAAUUCUUGGCGAAUGUUCAAACGACAAGAAGUGUGCACAUUUGAUAAAAUGAAACAAUGUAUUGAACAUUCCACGCAUCGUACAUUCACAUUGGAUUCAAUGCUCAAAAUUCUUACCGUUUUGAAACAAAAUCCCAAAUUUCGUUUGACAUGGGAAUUGUAUGCCGGCCAAUUGAAUCUUGUUCUGACGCCUAUAUAUCGAGAUGACAAUUUAAAAUGUCUCAAUUCUAUUGGAACAUUAUUGGAGCGCGAAAAAGAAUUUUAUCGUCUGCUUUUGGAAUUGACGCGUGUUGAACAUUUAAAAUUUCUUUCGCAGAUGAAAUUAAAUCUCGAUGCAGAUGAUCACAUUUAUCGUUGGCAUCCAAUGUUUGCAUUGGAUUCUGUUUCGGAUAUUAAACCCGAUUAUACGUUGUUACCGAUGAAACCGAAAAUUGGUAAAAAUUCAUCCGCAACCACGACCAAUAAAAAAUCGACAACAAUUCUUGAUUAUUUCGGACCAAAAACUGAUUCAGUUGCCAAAAUCGUCGAUAAUAAUAAUGAUAAUAACAGUGAUACAAAUGGUAAUAAGGAUGGUGAUACACCGCUACAUACGAAUAAAAUCCAAUCAGGGUUGCUUAAAGGAAUAUCCGCCGAUUUAUUGAAUAAAGUUCGUGCAAAGGAAGCCGCCAAACUAGCCAGGUUAAUGCGUCGACCGCCUGAAAUUGAUCGUGAAAUACGUACACUAUCGAAUUUGAUAGAUAUUUCACGAAUUAUUUAUGAUUGUUUUGUUGGAUCUCCAUGGCAACGAUCCAUAGAAAAAGAUGAUCUUAUCGAGCGAAUAUCCACAAGUGUUCCAAUGUCUGCGUUAGAAUCACGUCGUCAUUUGGAAUAUUUAUCUCGAUUCGAAUUGGACGCAGUCGGCUCGAAAUGGAUAAAAAUUAUUCAAUUGCAGAAUUCAAAGCAAUAUGUUCAAAUUGAUUGCAGAUAUUCAAUACCCGAAUUAUGUUCAGCAUUUCGCCGACAAAUGCAAAAAUUGCAACCAAAUUGAUUGAUCUUUCUUUUUUUAGUUUUUCGUCAAAGUUUCAUUCUUUCACUUCUUUUUUUCGAUUCAUCAAUACUUUAUUUUGAAAAAACAACUU